Jaculus jaculus (lesser Egyptian jerboa) is the source of this 1770-nucleotide messenger RNA. It is a transcript of the gene Tmem125, whose product is annotated as transmembrane protein 125. The record is from RefSeq and is a predicted model, not a curated record. The transcript is spliced from 3 exons. Lineage: Eukaryota; Metazoa; Chordata; Mammalia; Rodentia; Dipodidae. The coding region runs from base 535 to 1191 and encodes 218 amino acids.
UCCAGCCUGGACAGAGGCUACCGAAGCCCCUCCCUUCCCAGGAAUGUCCCGGCCCCGCAGAAGGAGCACGGCCACGUCAGCCAAUCGGCGCCGGCGCUGCCCUGGAAACAACACCUGUUAAUCCCCCUCCCGGCAGGCUCACCUGGGUGCAGGUUAGGCAGGUGAAGCGUCUCCCCGGAAACGGAGCUAGCGCGCCCCACCUGCCGGGUCCUGCCUGCUCAAAUCGGAUCCUACGUGUCCAGGCUGCUCGAACCAGCGGUGACAGCUGAGGCCAUGUGAGUGGAUCCUGAAUGAGGCUUUAUCUCAGCAGUUAGUCCCAUCGCUCGCUCGCUCUCGGUGUCACCAGCCCGCUGGGCCAGCCGGGAUGGGACAGGCGACUGAGACAGUCAAAGCUGGAGAGGUGAUGAUAACCAUAGCUUGGACUGAGAAGGGAAUGAGUCUCGGUUCCUGCAGCCUCCAAGCAGGUGGUGGAGAUACCAGGCCAGGAUCUACAUCCUCGGAUCGCUGACUCUGACCUUCUGUCCUGACCCAGCCAUGUCGGAGCAAGCUCAAGCCCCAGUGGGCCAGGGGCUGCCCCCGGAUGUGUUGGCAGAGCAGGUGGAGCUGUGGUGGUCCCAGCAGCCACGGCGAUCCUUGCUCUGCUUCUCUGUCGCCGUGGUCCUUGUGGCCGCCUGUGGGGCAGGUGGUGUGGUACUUCUGUCAUCCACCAGCAGCCGCUCUGGAGAGUGGCGCCUGGCUGUGGGUACCGUGCUUUGUCUGCUGGCCCUGCUGGUUCUGGUAAAACAGCUGAUGAGCUCCGCUGUGCAGGACAUGAACUGCAUCCGCCAGGCUCACCACGUGGCCUUGCUGCGCAGUGGAGGAGGGGCCGACUCCCUCGUAGUGCUGCUCAGUGGCCUUGUGCUACUGGUCACUGGUCUGACCCUGGCUGGGCUGGCUGCUGCCCCUGCCCCUGCCCGUCCACUGGCUGCUAUGCUGUCUGUGGGCAUUGCCUUGGCUGCUUUGGGCGCACUCUUGCUGCUGGGCUUGUUGCUGUAUCAGGUGGGUGUCAGUGGACACUGUCCACACUUCCGAGCAGCUGUCCCCUCCACCCACCAUGGCCACAAUACUAGUAGCACUGUCUUUAGCAUCUCGGGACAGUUGUCUUCUGGCCAGCGUCAUGAAACCACCUCCAGCAUUGCCAGUCUCAUUUGACAGCAAAGAUUUCCAUCCUUCCCAUGGCCUGCCCAGUGUUCUCAUAACUACAGGGACAGGCAUAUAUGCAUGCAUAGGUGUGUGUUUCAGGGCUAUGCCAGCCCUUCCAUGGAAAAGCAUGAUACGUGGUUAGGAGUCCAUGGGAAGGUGUGCACCUCUUUGAAACAUCAUAUUUGCGUCUCGGGACUGUCAUUCUGCCUGCCCAGGUCUGGCAGAGGUAUAUCCGGUACCCCUGAUCAUUCUUGACCCGUCAUUCUAAGACCAACUCCAGCCUUGAUUUGUAACACCAUCAGGGAUUUCCUCAGGACUGACUGUUGCCCACCCAGGACAGCAGCUGUGACUGCUUUUCCGGGAGAGUGACUUAUGGCAAAGCAGAAGGAGCGUGGGUUCUGGAAUGAGCUGGGCCUGGACUGGAAUCCUGGUUGAGUACCUAGCAGCUGGGGCCUCAGGCAGGGGACUUCUCUCUGGCCUCAGUUUCUUAGGAUCGUGUUUCCACUGAAGAUCAAAAUUAAAUGCCACCAUGGAUGAAAGGACUGGGCUCAUGGAAGAUGUGCAAUAAAAUGGUGGUUGCUGUUGUCA